AUGGGGUUUCAGAAAAUAAGGGUUGAAAAUCCCAUCGUCGAAAUGGAUGGAGAUGAAAUGACAAGAGUAAUUUGGAGAAUGAUAAAAGAUAAGCUUAUUUUCCCAUUUUUGGAGCUGGAUAUUAAGUAUUUUGAUCUUGGGCUUCCUCAUCGAGAUGCCACUAAUGAUAGAGUUACCAUUGAAAGUGCCGAAGCUACACUGAAGUAUAAUGUAGCUAUCAAAUGUGCAACUAUUACUCCAGAUGAAGGCCGUGUCAAGGAAUUUAACUUAAAACAAAUGUGGAGGAGCCCAAAUGGGACAAUCCGGAACAUUUUAAAUGGUACAGUUUUUAGAGAGCCAAUCAUCUGUAAAAAUAUUCCUCGACUUGUUUCAGGCUGGACGAAGCCAAUAUGCAUUGGAAGACAUGCUUUCGGAGACCAAUAUCGGGCAACUGAUGCAGUUAUAAGAGGCCCAGGAAAGCUAAAAUUGAUGUUUGUACCUGAUGGACAUGAAGAGACUAAAGAGCUAGAGGUGUAUAACUUCACUGGUGCUGGAGGUGUAGCUUUGUCCAUGUAUAAUACCGACGAGUCCAUUCGGGCUUUUGCUGAGGCGUCAAUGAACAUUGCUCACGAGAAAAAAUGGCCUCUCUACCUUAGCACUAAAAAUACCAUUCUAAAGAACUAUGAUGGAAGAUUCAAGGAUAUUUUCCAAGAAGUUUAUGACACCCAAUGGAGUGAUAAGUUUAAAGCUGCAGGAAUAUGGUAUGAACACCGUCUUAUAGAUGAUAUGGUUGCGUAUGCUGUUAAAAGUGACGGAGGCUAUGUAUGGGCCUGCAAGAACUAUGAUGGGGAUGUGCAGAGUGAUUUCAUAGCUCAAGGAUUUGGUUCUCUUGGCUUGAUGACUUCAAUAUUGGUUUGCCCAGAUGGCAAAACCAUUGAAGCAGAGGCAGCCCAUGGUACUGUUACCCGCCAUUUUCGGGUUCAUCAGAAGGGUGGUGAAACCAGUACAAACAGUAUUGCCUCAAUUUUUGCCUGGUCACAAGGUCUUGCACAUAGGGCAAAGUUGGAUGGAAAUGGUAGAUUAUUGGACUAUACAGAGAAACUGGAAGCAGCUUGCAUUGGAACAGUUGAAUUAGGAAAAAUGACAAAGGAUCUCGCGCUUCUUAUUCACGGACCCAAGGUUUCUAGGUCGCACUAUUUGAAUACCGAAGAGUUCAUUGAUGCUGUAGCCGAGGAGCUGAAAACAAGAUUAACUACACAAGCAAAGCUGUAG
Molecule: messenger RNA, 1251 nt
Organism: Lathyrus sativus (Indian pea)
Lineage: Eukaryota; Viridiplantae; Streptophyta; Magnoliopsida; Fabales; Fabaceae
Source: the annotation of a GenBank genome assembly